GUUAAAGGUUAGACAACUAUUGAAACCGGAAGCGUUACUUUAGUAAAUUUAGCUAAACCUUUGGAAAAUCGUCUAAUCAUUGUAACAAAGAUCUAGAGAAUCAAAUAUUCUAGAUUUAAGUCUAAAAUACGAUAAAAAAUGCCUAUUGAAAAUCUUGAAGACGAGGGUUUGGCAAAAAAUCCAAAUCUUGAGCACGCUCAGCUUCGAUUCUUACUUGGAACCGAUAAAUACAAAAAUGACAAGGAUUUAAAAAAGAAACUUCUUGAAGAAAUCAAAGCCAACAAUAUGGCACCUUUUUAUGAAGAAGUUUCUCAAGAGCUGGGAUGGAAGAAAGAUGAAGCCCUUCUAAAUGCAAUGAAGGCUGCUAAUGAAGAGAAGUUGAAGCAGCUAGAUGAGGCCAUUAAAGAUGCAGAAAAGAGCUUAGGAGAAACUGAAAUUAGGGAUAGUAUGUUAGCAAAGGCGGAAUACCUUUGUCAAAUUGGAGAUAAGGCAAAUGCCCUCACAGAAUUUCGAAAGACCUAUGAUAAAACUGUGGCACUGGGGUAUAGGUUGGACAUUGUCUUUCAUUUAAUAAGAAUUGGGCUGUUCUACAAUGACCAUGAUCUCAUCACUAAAAAUCUUGAGAAGGCACAAAGUUUAAUUGAUGAAGGUGGUGAUUGGGAUCGUCGCAACAGGCUGAAGGUUUAUAGAGCUCUAUACAAUAUGUCCAUUAGAGACUUCAAGUCUGCAGCAGCCCUUUUUCUUGACACAAUAGCAACUUUCACAUCGUAUGAGCUGAUGGAGUAUCAACAGUUUGUUACGUACACUGUCCUCUGUUGUUUGAUAGCUCUGGAACGGCCAGAACUCAGAGAAAAGGUUGUCAAAGGAUCUGAAAUACUAGAAGUUCUUCACAGUCUGCCAAACAUUCGUAAAUUUCUGUUCUCAUUGUAUGACUGCCUGUACGCCGACUUUUUCACUGCAUUGGCGGAAGUUGAAAACCUAAUGAAGUAUGAUCGGCUCCUGUCCUCACACUAUUCCUACUAUGUUCGAGAAAUGCGCAUCAUGGCCUAUGCCCAACUGUUGGAGUCAUAUCGCAGUCUAACCUUAACUUACAUGGCCAAAUCGUUUGGUGUUACAGUUGCUUUUAUUGAUCAAGAGCUGUCUAGGUUUAUAGCUGCUGGCCGUCUGCACUGUAAAAUUGACAAAGUUGGUGGAAUUGUAGAGACAAAUAGACCAGACAGCAAAAACUGGCAGUAUCAGAACUGUAUCAAGCAAGGUGACAUUCUUUUAAACAGAGUACAAAAGCUCAGCAGAGUUAUUAACAUUUAAUUGUUACAAACUAUGUAUGUCUGUUUGUAUGUUUUAAAGUCUAGUGUGAAUGUUUGCAUAUUGUCUGUUUUGAUAAAUAUCAAAAUGUUUAAAAUUUGGAUUUACUAUUUAGAAUUAAGUAUUAUUUUUGUUUGAAAAACCUAAAAAAAAUCUUAUUAGACUAUUUGAAUAUUUGUCUUGAGUUGCAAAAAAAAAAGUGUUUUAAAAGUAUUUGGAUAUAACAUAUGGUUUAUAAAGAAAGCUAAUUAAAUUGACAUAUUUGGCUUACAUGUCUUAAUUUUUUCUAUGGUUAUCUGAUUAAAGAUUUUUCAGAAGCAUUA
This is a messenger RNA of Physella acuta, 1628 nucleotides long. Its product is annotated as 26S proteasome non-ATPase regulatory subunit 6. Gene Ontology annotation, molecular function: protein binding. The record is from RefSeq and is a predicted model, not a curated record. Lineage: Eukaryota; Metazoa; Mollusca; Gastropoda; Physidae. Gene Ontology annotation, cellular component: proteasome regulatory particle. Gene Ontology annotation, biological process: proteasome-mediated ubiquitin-dependent protein catabolic process.